Molecule: messenger RNA, 2073 nt
Organism: Cutaneotrichosporon oleaginosum
Lineage: Eukaryota; Fungi; Basidiomycota; Tremellomycetes; Trichosporonales; Trichosporonaceae
Biological process (GO): amino acid transmembrane transport
Cellular component (GO): membrane
Molecular function (GO): amino acid transmembrane transporter activity
Source: RefSeq, a predicted model, not a curated record
UGACCCCCUGCCCAGCCAGCCCACACCUCGCCGCCGCUCCUCCUGCCAACCGCCAAUCCCACAUUCUCCUCGCUCUCUCUCUCUCUCUCUCAUCCACUGCUCUCCUGUUCUCCUCCUCGCCAUCUGUUCACUCCUCCUUGUCGACGUUUCACUUGCGCUCUACUCUACGACCCCCAUCCCGCACUCACCCCUCCCUCUUCAUCCCCCCUCCCCCCUUCCCCGCAUACUCCCUCCAGCGAAAAUGAACUACCCCAACGGUCAUGACUCGGCAGGCAGCGAUGCCAAAGACGACUUUGGCGACAUCAACCUCGGCGACAUGAACACGGAAGAGUUCAUGAACCCAGCAAAGCGAGACAGCAUCGCGGGUCACUCCGAGUUCCACGGAGACGCCAACGGCCACACCGCGUUCAACGAUCCACAAGAGGAGGGCGGUCUCCAGCGCGCAUUGACCAGCAGGCACAUCUCGUUCAUUGGGUUUGGUGGGGGAAUCGGAGUAGGCCUUUUCGUCGGUAUAGGACAGUCGCUCGCCGCCGCUGGACCUCUCGGCAUUCUCCUCUCAUUCUCCAUCACCGGUACCCUCGUUUGGUGUGUCAUCCAAUCAAUCGGCGAGAUUAUCACAAAGUAUCCUGUCGAUGCGACAUUCCCAGGCAUCGGCAGUCGUUUCGUCGAUCCAGCCGUCGGAUUCACGAUUGGGUACACAUACUGGCUGAACAUGGCCAUUUCGGUCGCAGUCGAGGUCACAGCGAUUGGCAUCCUCGUCGAGUACUGGAUCACGAGUAUCAAUGCAGCGGUGUGGAUUGCCAUUUCCCUCGUUGCCAUUUACUGCUUCAACAUGCUCCCCGUGCGAUGGUAUGGUGAAGCAGAGGUCGCCACCGCCUGCAUCAAGGUGAUAACGCUUAUCGGACUCAUGCUUUGCUCAUUGGUCAUUACCCUCGGCGGCGCCCCCGACCGGCACCGCCGUGGGUUCGAAUACUGGAGAAACCCCGGUCCGUUCGUCCAGUAUCUCGGCAUCCCAGGCAGCCUUGGGCGCUUCCUCGGCUUCUUCUACACUCUCACAAAUGCCGCAUUUGCCUAUGGUGGUACGGAGGUCAUUGUUCUGGCCGGCGCCGAAGCCAAGAACCCGUCCAAGCAGAUCCCAAGAAACGUGCGCCUUUUUGUUUAUCGCCAGCUUUUCUUCUACGUCGGCGGUUCGCUCAUGAUUGGCAUGAUUGUUCCUUCCAACCACCCCAACCUCGUCAACAAGGCGGCCAACGCUACAUCGUCUCCAUGGGUCAUCGCCAUCAAGACCGCCGGCAUCAAAGCCCUCCCGUCCAUUGUCAACGCGGCCAUCAUUACCUCGGCCUGGUCGGCCGGCAACACGUACCUGUACAUUGCAGCGCGCACUCUCCGCGGCAUCGCGCUCAACGGGCAGGCACCGCGCAUCCUCGCGAGGACCUCGAAGCGGGGCGUACCCAUCUACGCCGUCCUGGCCUCGGCGCCUUUGGGCCUCUUCGGAUUCCUCUCCGUCGGGUCGGGCGGCGCGCCGCAGGCGUUUGACUGGCUCGUGUCCCUGAUCUCGCUCAACAACAUCAUCAACUGGGGCCUCCUGGCAUUCACCUACGUGCGCUUCCACAAAGCCAUGAAAGCGCAGGACAUCAGCCGCCGCACGCUGGUCUGGUACGGCCGCUUCCAGCCGUACGCAGCAUGGUUUGCCGUCAUCUUCUCGUCGGUCGUGUGCCUCUUCAAAGGCUUCCCCGUGUUCAUCACCUACGGCGGCCGCAAGUUUGACGGCGCCGACUUUGUGGCCUCGUACAUCUCGUUUGUGCUCUACCUCGUGCCGUAUCUCGGCUACAAGAUUUUGAAGCGCAGCAAGAUGGUUAAGCCCGCGGAGGCCGACCUCACGUCGAAUAUUAUCAACCCGUGGGAUAUUACCGAGGAACCCGAACCAAAGACGUGGUACGGCAAGGCGUGGCGGCUGAUCACACAGUGAGCGGAAAGGGUGAGGGGCGCGGCCGUGUCGCGUGUAGAGUUACUUGCAUUGUAUCAGUACCCAUGUUAUAAGUACAUGUCCACCCAAUAUUACGAUGUUUCCUC